Molecule: messenger RNA, 1482 nt
Organism: Plasmodium berghei ANKA
Lineage: Eukaryota; Apicomplexa; Aconoidasida; Haemosporida; Plasmodiidae
Product: M18 aspartyl aminopeptidase, putative
Exons: 1
Coding region: 1-1482 (493 amino acids)
Biological process (GO): proteolysis
Molecular function (GO): zinc ion binding; aminopeptidase activity
Source: RefSeq, a predicted model, not a curated record
AUGGAUAAAAAGGCACGAGAAUAUGCUCAAGAAGCCUUAAAAUUUAUUCAAAGAAGUGGAAGCAAUUUUAUGGCAUGUAAAAAUUUAAGAGAAAAAUUAGAAAGCCAUGGUUUGAUACAUAUAAAAGAAGGUGAUCAAUGGACGUUACAAAAAAACCAAGGAUAUGUUUUAUGUAAAGAAAAUAGAAAUAUAUGCAGUUUUUUUGUUGGAAAAAAUUUUAAUAUUAACAAUGGCUCGAUUCUGAUAUCUAUUGGUCAUAUAGAUUCAUGUACAUUAAAAAUAUCACCAAAUAACAGAGUUACAAAAGAUCAAAUAAGUCAAUUAAAUGUUGAAUGUUAUGGAUCAGGGUUAUGGCACACUUGGUUUGACAGAGGUUUAGGUUUAUCAGGACAAGUUGUAUAUAAAAAAGAUAAUAAAUUAAUUGAAAAAAUUAUACAAAUUAACAAAUCUGUUAUAUUCUUACCAAGUUUAGCUAUACAUUUGCAAAAUAGAACAAGGUAUGAUUUUUCUGUCAAAGUAAACUAUGAAAACCAUUUGAAACCAAUUCUAUCUACUUUAUUAUAUGAAAAACUUAUAAAAGGCAAUGAAAAUAUUUCAAAUAUCGAUGACGAUGAUAAUAAUAGCAAAAACCUUAACUCUUCACCACUUCUCUAUAUUUUGGCAAAUGAACUAAAAUGUAAAGAAGAAGAUAUAUUAGAUUUUGAAUUAUGUUUAAUGGAUACAAAUAAACCAUGCUUUACUGGGGUGUAUGGAGAAUUUAUAGAAGGAGCGAGAUUUGAUAACUUACUUGGAACAUUUGGUGUUUUUGAAGCUUAUGUAGAAUUAAUUAAAAUUUUAAAAAAUGAAAAUAAUAAAAAUGAAAAUUUAGGAAAUAAUUUAUAUAUAUGUAUUGGAUAUGAUCAUGAAGAAAUUGGCUCACUUAGUGAAAUAGGAGCUCAAUCUUAUUUUACUAAAAGUUUUAUUGAAAGAAUAUUAGGAAAUAUAUUCAAAAAUGAAUUAAAAAAUAAUGAUAUAACAGUAGAUGAAAUAUAUGGAAGUUUGUCAAGUAAAUCGCUUAUACUAAAUGUUGAUAUGGCUCAUUGUGGGCAUCCAAAUUAUCCAGAAACCAUUCAACAAAAUCAUCAUUUACGGUUUCAUGAGGGUAUUGCUAUAAAAUAUAAUACUAACAAAAAUUAUGUAACAUCACCUUAUUAUGCUUGUUUAUUAAAAAGAACAUUUGAAUUAUACCAAAAUCAAAAUGAUCAAAAAAUUAAAUAUCAAAAUUUUAUGAUUAAAAACGAUACCCCAUGUGGUAGUACAGUUGGAUCUAUGGUUGCAGCAAACUUAUCAAUGCCUGGUAUGGAUAUUGGAAUACCCCAACUAGCUAUGCAUUCAAUAAGAGAAAUUGCAGCUAUUCAUGAUAUUUAUUAUUUGAUUAAAGGCAUAUUCGCUUUCUAUGCAUAUUAUAAUCAAGUUCUUUCCUCAUGUGUUCAUGAUUCAUAA